This is a messenger RNA of Pantherophis guttatus, 1901 nucleotides long. RefSeq names its product methionyl-tRNA synthetase 2, mitochondrial (gene MARS2). Lineage: Eukaryota; Metazoa; Chordata; Lepidosauria; Squamata; Colubridae. The record is from RefSeq and is a predicted model, not a curated record. Gene Ontology annotation, molecular function: methionine-tRNA ligase activity; ATP binding. Gene Ontology annotation, biological process: methionyl-tRNA aminoacylation.
GGCAAAUGCCAGCUAUGCAGGCGUUCCACGCUCGCGCCGCGCGUUGCAUUCUCCGCUGCAUUCGGGGCUUGGCGGAGCAGCCCGGUGGGGGUCUCCGGCGCAGCUCUUGCGGGUCCCAGCUGCUCUCCACGCCGAUCUUCUACGUGAACGGCCCGCCCCACAUCGGGCACCUCUACUCGGCCGUGCUGGCGGAUGCAUUGCACCGGCACCGGCAGUUGCUGGGCUGCGAGGGAGGGCGGCUGGCUACAGGAACGGAUGAACAUGGCUUGAAAAUUCAGACAGCAGCGGCAGCUGCAGGUAUUUCUCCGGAAGAGUUCUGUGACCGUAUAUCGGCCGAAUUCCGGGAGCUCUUCGAGCAGGCGGGCAUCUCCUACACCCAUUUUAUCCGCACUACAGAACUACGGCACCGGCAGGCUGUGGCCUGCUUCUGGGCUGCCUUGCGAGACAGAGGCUGGCUUUAUCAAGCUGACUACGAAGGGUGGUAUUGCACAGCGGAAGAGAGCUUCUUGGCAGCUUCUCAGGUGACGGAGUGUGUGGAUGCCCAAGGGAGCAAGCAGAUGGUUGCCAUAGAGAGUGGGCACCAGGUGUACUGGACGAGGGAGAAAAACUACAUGUUCAAGCUGUCCAAGUUCCAAGAACCGUUGCAACAAUGGCUGUACGAGAAUAAGGACGCCAUAAGCCCCGAGCCUUAUUAUCAGCAGGUCCUCCAGUGGCUGGAAGGGGAUCUCCCGGAUCUCUCUGUAUCCCGUGACCGAAACCGGCUGCACUGGGGCAUCCCUGUCCCUGGGGACUCAACCCAAACCAUCUACGUCUGGGUGGAUGCCCUGGUGAAUUACCUGACGGUUGUAGGCUACCCCGAGAAGCACCGGGCCUGGUGGCCCACCGUUUGCCACAUUGUGGGCAAAGACAUUCUCAAGUUCCACGCCAUCUAUUGGCCUGCUUUGCUGAUGGCUGCAGGCCUGGAGCCCCCCUUGAGGAUUUGGGUCCACUCUCAUUGGACGGUACAAGGACAGAAGAUGUCCAAGAGCCUGGGCAAUGUGGUUGACCCAAAGGAGUGCUUCCGGCACUACACGGUAGAUGGUUUUCGGUACUUCCUGCUGAGGCAGGGAGUCCCAGAGCGGGAUUGUGAUUACUAUGACGAGAAGGUGAUUAAGCUGCUCAACUCGGAGCUGGCCGACGCCUUAGGGGGGCUCCUGAACCGGGUCACGGCCUCUACCCUGAAUCCCAGAGGGACUUAUCCCAUCUUCUCCGAGACUUGCUUCCCUAGGGACAUGGAGAUUCAAAGUGGAUCUGGCAAGGCCUUAGCAGAGGAUUACAAGCUGGUGUCAUUGGUCGAGAGCCUGCCUAUGAAAGUGAGCGCCUCUUUUGACCGCUUCCAGAUCUAUAAGGCUCUGGAAUCCAUCAUGGAGUGCGUGAGGCAGACCAACGGCUUCGUCCAGAGGCACAGGCCAUGGAAACUCUGCUUGGAGGAUCCCGCAGAACGACAGUGGCAAGAGACUAUUCUCCACGUCACUCUGGAAUGUCUUCGAGUGUAUGGGCUCCUGUUGCAACCGGUGGUCCCGGCCAUGGCUGACAAGCUUCUCUCACGGAUGGGUGUUUCUCCUACCGAAAGAUCUCUAAAAGACUUGGACUUUCUCCCUCGCUAUCAUGGCAGGAGAUGCCCCUUUGAAGGCAGGCAGCUCGGACCGGAUCCUGGUCUCCUGUUUCCCAGGCUGAGAAAAAUUACGAAGCCAGCAAUUAGAAUAGAAUAGAAUACUUCACACACAAGGAAUUUGUCUCCGGUGCAGAUUCUUAAGGAUUUUUUUUUAAAAGAGAAGAACAUCAGACUUCUAAGAAUGUACAGUUGGGGUGAACUAAAAUAAGGGGGGGAAAGGCUUCAUAUAAUAUACAACUAACUCAGA